AUGGUUGACCGACAAUCAACACUCCACAGCCUCAACGGCUUGCUGGGGAAAUUCGACGAUCCCGAUCCCGAUAUUCGAUACAUGUCCCUGAGCGAUGUGCUCGGCAUCUUGAAUAGUCCUAACUCGGUAUUCCUCACCCAUGACACUACGACAUCCGCCAAAAUCACCGAUGGCCUUCUCAAGGCUCUGGAAGAUCAGCAUGGAGAGGUACAAAACCAAGCUUUGAAUUGUCUUGGUCCUUUAGCUGUGCGGCUCCCCGUCGAGAGCUUGACCCCGCUCCUCGAACGUCUCGCUUUGUUGACAUCUUCGCAAACCAUCGAUACGUCGGUGCCGAAUACAGCCCUGAGAAUAAUUGCCACAUCGCUCCCAUCUUCUCGGGUCGGCACGGUGGCGACGCCAGCAGCCACUGCCGCAUACUCGGCCGUUUCGAAGGUCCUCAUCCCGAGGCUCACCGGUCAGGGUCCAUCAAAGGGCACGAGGAGAGGUUCCGUCACUAAGGGAAUGCUGGAGAAGGAUACAGCCAAGGGCUACAGCAGCGAUGCCAUUGACGUGGUCAUUGAAGUUGUCAACUGUUUUGGAUCUCUACUCAAGGAGACCGAAAUAACAGCUCUAGAAAAGUCGAUUAUGGGCAUAAUCGAAAACGACACAGCCGGUACAGUGGUUACCAAGCGUGCCUUGGUCGCAAUUUCAGCACUGGUUGUUAAUUUCUCGGAUGCCCAACUGAGCGCCUUUGUAUCAAGCCUAAUCGAAAGUUUCCGUUCCACGCAUCUUACGAUCAACAAACGCCGCCAUCUGAUUGCGACGGUGGGUAGUCUUGCACGGGCGGCAUCGUCGAAAUUCGGACCAUAUCUAAAGACCCUGGCGCCCUUUGUUCUUUCCGCUGUCAGUGACCAGGAGCUAGAUGAGAUGCAACAAGAUGAUUCGGAUAAUGAAGAGCAUGAUCCACAGGCAGAUGAACUCCGUGAAACCGCUUUGCUUGCUCUUGAGGACCUCCUAUUGUCAUGUAACCAAGAGAUGCAACCGUAUCUAUUGGACUCGAUCAAUGCCGCCUUGACGUAUCUCAAGUAUGACCCGAACGUUGCAUUCGAGGAAGACGAGGAGAUGGGUGGCACGCAAGACGAAGGCAGUGAAGACGAUGUGACUGAAGACCAAGAUGACGCCGAUGAUGAAUUUGACGACUUUGAAGAGGAAGGUGGUUACAGUGAUAUUGAUGACAUGAGCUGGAAAGUGCGGCGUUGCUCGGCCAAGGUACUUCACGCGGUUGUUUCCACUUAUGCAAAUGGCCGAUUGCUGGAGGAUGGCCCAUUGUAUCAGCGGGUUGCUCCCGCAUUGAUCUCGCGAUUCGCUCGAGAGCGAGAAGAGGGCGUGAAACUUGAAGUGGUUGGGACUCUCACGGCCCUCGUGCGGAAAACGAGUGAAGGUAUUACGGUUCUGACCUCGAAUGGCUACACAGAGUCUGUGGGUGGGUCGAAAAACUCUCGCAAACGGAGGCGUCAAGAUAGCUUUGCUGGAGUGAUUGAUUUUGAGCCUAGCAUGGGGACCACAUCCGCCAUUAAUUCGCCUCUUGCUACACCUAUACCCCCGGAGUCAGGUCCUCAAGUUGAGCUGCAACGAUUACUUCCAGAUCUGAUACAAAGCUUGGUUAAAAUGUGGAAGCAAGCCUCGGUUGCGUUGAAACAGGCUGCAAUUGUGCUAUUGACGAGUUUGGCUUUGGCGCGAUAUGGAGGCUUGGAGGACUAUCUCCAAAAGAUUGAGGAUCCGAUUGCGGAUGCACUGAAAGCUUCCAACGCCGGGGGUGCUUCUAUCACAUCUGGGACAGCUGUUAGUUCGGGAACUCUCCAGAUUGAAACACUUAGUCUCGUCGGAGCUAUUGCAGAGACACAUACCUCCAACGCACUUGUACCAUUCCUCAUCGCAUUAAUUCCUGGGAUUAUCACAUCCGUCAAUGACCGAAAUCACAAGGUGGCUGGUGAGGCAUUGGGGGCUAUUGAUCACAUUGUCAAAGCCCUAACUCCGCCCCGUGUUUCAGCUAGCGAGCAAGAGAAUCUUGGGCCUCAACUGGAAAAGCUCUAUGAUGUAAUCCUUCUUCGUAUCACCGAUACCAGCGCAGACCUUGAAGUUCGCCGGCGUGCAAUUCACGUCUUUGGUGUUUUAUUAGCCCGAACCUCUGGCGACGCUGGACGAAAGCUCGUCUCUGGUGCUCAUCGUUCCAAGGGGUUGGCUAUUUUAGUUGACCGAUUGAAGAAUGAGACGACACGACUGGCCAGCGCACGAGCCAUUGAUGACAUUGCUGUUCUGGCCAGCAGUCAGCAAGACGUUGACUCUGAAUGGAUUACUGAAGUUACAGCUGAGCUCAGCUCUCAGCUUCGAAAGUCUGACCGCAGUCUGAGAAGUGCUUGUUUGGAAGCCCUCCGAAGCCUGGCAAUGAACCCAAACACUCGAGCUCACUAUGAUGAAGGAACAAUGCUUGGUUUGGAGAACUUCCUCUUGCCGCUCAUUACUUCCGAUGACUUCCAUCUACUUGCGCCCGCUCUUAUCAUCCUUGCUAAGAUAAUACCACACCAUGCACAAACGCUGGUUACGAAAGAGCUCAUUUCAGCACUUUGUGCUAUUGUCGCGGUCCCUAUGGUAGGAACGAGUCUUAAAGCACUACUUUUACUCGUCAAGGUGAUUGGAGAGGAAGGCGCUGGUAUGGGUCUCAUGAAACGGCUGUUGCAAGAUGUGGGAAUCAACGGCGAUCCUUCUGUUGUUGGGCGAGCAAUCGGAGCACUGCUUGUGCAUGGGGGACCGAACUUGGGAGUGAAGACGGAAGACUUUCUUACAGAAUUACAAACCGCAAAAGACACCCAGCGAAAAUGCCUUGCGCUGGCUAUCUUGGGUGAAGUAUGUUUGCGCAUGGGAGAGUCAUCUUCUAUCAAGCCAGAUCUAUUCAUCUCAAACUUUGACGACAAGUCCGACAAGGUACGAUUGGCGGCUGCAGUGGCACUUGGUAAUGCCGGGGCCAGCAACGUGAAAACAUACAUGCCGGUCGUGCUCGAUGGGUUGGAUAGGUCUAGUUCCUCCACAUACCUCUUGCUCCACUCGAUCAAGGAAAUGCUUCAGCACCCUGAAAUUGUGCGCGACGAGAUCGGUCCCUUUGUGGCGAAGCUGUGGGGAAUUCUCCUUUCGGCCUCAGAUGAAGAGGACAACAGGGUGGUCGGAUCAGAAUGCAUCGGUCGACUUGCUCUUUUAGACCCUGCAUCUUACGUGCCUCACCUGCAAGAAUAUCUCACAGACAAAAAUCCCACCGUUCGUGGCACGGUCAUCUCGGCGUUCCGGUAUACUCUAUCGGAUUCUAGCGGCGCAUAUAACGAUGUCUUGCGCCCAUUGAUUAUUCCCAUCUUAGUAAGUAUGCUGAGCGACCAGGACUUGGGCAACCAUCGACUAGCCCUGACUACACUGAACUCGGCAAUCCACAACAAGAUGGAGAUCAUCCAGCCUCACUUGAAUGAGCUGUUGCCGGCUGUUAUCGGCGACACUCAUACCAAGCCCGAACUGAUUCGGGAAGUACAAAUGGGCCCAUUCAAGCACAAGGUCGACGAUGGGCUGGAACUACGCAAGACCGCGUACGAGACUUUACACGCUUCUCUUGAUUCUGCGUUCAAACGUAUGAAUGUUUCAGAGUUGUACGAACGCAUAUUGGCUGGUAUCGAGGACGAGCAGGAUAUUAGAAUGCUCUGCAAUCUCAUGACAACCAAGCUAGCCACUCUAGAUGCCGAAGAAACUGAGCGCCAGCUCGACGCGUUGUCGGAGCGCUACACAGCGGUGUUGAACCUCAAGCCCAAGGAGAAUGCGGUCAAACAAGAGCUCGAAAAGGCCCAGGAAGCCUCACAAGGUAUUCUCCAGGUCAGCCGCGAACUGACCAAGGCGUUCCCGGGCGCUGAGACGGGCAGCGAGCAUCUCAAGUGGAAGUCGUACUGCGAGUGGAUUCGCAAGACGUUUGCUUCUCAGCUUCGCAAUCUGGAUUCUGAAGCUUAA
Molecule: messenger RNA, 4017 nt
Organism: Talaromyces rugulosus
Lineage: Eukaryota; Fungi; Ascomycota; Eurotiomycetes; Eurotiales; Trichocomaceae
Exons: 3
Coding region: 1-4017 (1338 amino acids)
Biological process (GO): protein ubiquitination; SCF complex assembly
Cellular component (GO): nucleus
Source: RefSeq, a predicted model, not a curated record